AUGUCUCUCAGUAUGCAAGAUUCUGGAAGAGAGCGCUGGGAAAACUCUCGCAUGGAUUGGCACGGCCCAUAUUCUCACGAACACCGAUCUGAACAAGAGGCUGAAUGCACGGCCGAUAGACGCGAACAAUAUCAUGGAGGCGAAGGCAAUAUCUCCCCGGAGCCAUCCCUCUCACACGAGGGCGAGUUUGGCCGAGUAGACCCCGCCGGCUGGUAUCCACACUACAAGCAAUGCAUGCAAUACUUCCUCGAGUCAAGCCAGUUUACCGCCAAUGUGCAGUCUGUGGCUGCCUUUGUCAAUAUCCGUCUGCCGGCGCAACGCCCUCAGGAGACAGCUAUGCCUUAUGUCUCUCUUCGACUCUAUGUGCGACGCCUCAUUAUUACGGCACAGGACUCUCCGACCACCUUGCGUGCAUUCUUUGGUGAUAAUUGGGAAGCUGGUAUUGGAUGUAUCUAUAAACAAGAGCGUACAAACUAUCUCUUCACAGCGAAGAGCUCUGGAUGGGCGUCGACCAAAGCUGCCUACGAUAUAUUGCCGGAUGAACAAACUCCGUUUCUGCGACCUCUGCGGGGCCCUUCCGAAGAGGAGAUUAGGGCGGCAGAGGCGCGAUGGAGUGAAUGGCUUGCAAUGGAAGAUUGGAUGGUGGGGACUCGCAGUCCCUGGUCAGGUGAUACUUAA
Molecule: messenger RNA, 678 nt
Organism: Penicillium taxi
Lineage: Eukaryota; Fungi; Ascomycota; Eurotiomycetes; Eurotiales; Aspergillaceae
Exons: 2
Coding region: 1-678 (225 amino acids)
Source: RefSeq, a predicted model, not a curated record